This is a messenger RNA of Gaeumannomyces tritici R3-111a-1, 2040 nucleotides long. RefSeq names its product high-affinity nicotinic acid transporter. The coding region runs from base 219 to 1700 and encodes 493 amino acids. The record is from RefSeq and is a predicted model, not a curated record. Lineage: Eukaryota; Fungi; Ascomycota; Sordariomycetes; Magnaporthales; Magnaporthaceae. Gene Ontology annotation, cellular component: membrane. Gene Ontology annotation, biological process: transmembrane transport. Gene Ontology annotation, molecular function: transmembrane transporter activity. The transcript is spliced from 4 exons.
GCAGUGUGGUUUGUAUAAAGGACGAGCAGGCCUAGGACGGUGGGCGCACUGGUCUGUUCUACGCAGGCACGAGGCACGCCAUCUGCACACUGCAGGUACUACAGAUAAAGUACCGGCUUUGUGGCUGCAGAAAACCACACUUUCGAGUGCAACGGGCGUGUUAAGGAGCGCUCGAUCCCGAUAUUCCGGCAAUCACCGUUCCCGGAGGCGCCGCAACCAUGUCGGAAAAGAAAGAACCCUUAUCUCCGCCAGAAGUGUCGCAGGCCGAGUCGAUCGAGGUGCCCAUGGUGACGGUUGAGGCCCAAGGUUUCGACGAGCACGCGACGAAGCGGCUGCUGCGGAAGCUGGACCGGCACAUCAUCCCGUUCAUGUCGCUGAUCUAUCUGCUCUGCUUCCUCGACCGCACCAACAUCGGCAAUGCGCGCCUCGACCACCUCGAGCAGGACCUGAACCUCCAGGGCCUGCAGUACAACGACUGCCUCGCCAUCCUCUUCCCCUUCUACAUCGCGGCCGAGAUCCCGAGCAACAUGAUGAUGAAGCGCGUGCGGCCCUCGCUCUGGCUCACCUUCAUCAUGGUCUGCUGGUCCGCCUCCAUGAUCGGGCAGGGUUUCGUCAAAAACUACGGGGGCAUGCUCGCCACCCGCGCUUUCCUCGGCGUCUUCGAGGGCGGCCUUUACCCAGGCGUCAACUAUUACAUCACCCAGUGGUACCCGCGGCCCGAGUGCGGCUUCCGCAUGGCCCUCUUCUUUUCCGCCGCCACCCUGGCCGGCGCCUUUGGCGGCAUCCUGGCCCGCGGCAUUGCCGAGAUGAGCGGCGUCGGCGGCCUGGCGGCCUGGUCGUGGAUCUUCAUCCUCGAGGGCCUGCUCAGCAUUCUCGUCUCCUUCACCGCCCCCUGGGCCAUCCACGACUACCCCUCCGAGGCUAGCUUUCUGACCCCCGCCGAGCGGGACGAGGUGCAGCGCCGCCUGCGCGCCGAUUCGGGCCACCUGACGGACGACUUCGACGUCCGGUACGUGUGGCAGGCCAUCCGCGACUGGAAAAUCUACAUCCACAUGCUCAUCUGCAUGGCCGGCUUCUGCCCCAUCUACUCCUUCUCGCUCUUCCUGCCCACCAUCGUCAAGAACAUGGGCUACACGGCCAACAAUGCACAGCUGAUGAGUGUGCCGCCCUAUGUUUUCGCCUGCUUCUUUACUAUCGGUGCUAGUUACUACGCCGACAAGCUACAGAGGCGGGGUGUCUUCCUGAUGGGCUUCCAGCUCGUCGGGAUCCUGGGCUUCGCCAUGCUCUGCGGAAGCGGCGACGCGUCCAUCCAGUACGCGGGGACCGUUUUUGCGGCUAUUGGGAUAUACCCACAGAUACCUCUCGGCCUGGCAUGGAACAGCGGCAACAUCGGAGGCAGCCUGAAGAGGGGCACGGGAAUCGCCAUGCAGGUUAUGGGAGGCAAUUGCGGCGGCAUUAUCGCUUCCUACGUCUACCUGACCCGCGACGGGCCGCGAUUCAUCAUCGGGCACAGCAUCCUGAUUGGAUUCAUCAGCAUGGCAUUCUUCCUCAGCGGUUUCAUGUCAUUGUGGUGCAAAAGGGAGAACGCUAGAAGGGAGGGGAUCUCGCGCGAGCUGAGAGUCGACGAGCUCACCGAGGAGCAGAAGGGAAUGGAGAGGGAACUUGCCGACAACGUCCCGUGGUUCAGGUACACCUGCUAAGGUGAUGCAGCCAGACCAACCCACAGUCUAGCACCUUCGUGCCACUCGACUGUUUCAUACAAUUAGGUUGCGACAAUCGGUUGCUGUUGUUCAAAGACAGGAUACUAGAUUAAAGAGGAAGCCAUAGAACGCAAAAGGAUAUCGUAAAAAAACACCAUGUACAUAUUAGGCAACCGAAGCAACAACGCUGUCGAUAUAAGGCAACACCCCCUGCGCCUUGUCAUCCCCCAGCAGCGCCUUGUUCUGGUACGUCUCGAUCGACAGCGCCGCCUCGAUCUCCUCGAGCGUCGGCACCGGCUUGCGCUCAUAGUUGACCUCCUCCGCAUCCUCGAUGACGUGC